This is a messenger RNA of Cryptomeria japonica (Japanese cedar), 1504 nucleotides long. RefSeq lists its product as uncharacterized. Bases 364 to 789 code for a protein of 141 amino acids. Lineage: Eukaryota; Viridiplantae; Streptophyta; Pinopsida; Cupressales; Cupressaceae. The transcript is spliced from 2 exons. The record is from RefSeq and is a predicted model, not a curated record.
ACGCCCGCAGCAAGACAUUCCAACAGUCACCAGAAUGUCUUGCAGUUUUCAGGCGAGUUUCUCUCACUAAAAGCCUAUCGGCUUAAAUAUUCUUCACAUUAGUUGAUAGUUCAAUUCUAAGAACUAUUGAUACAUUGGUUGUUUAAUCCGAUUCCUAAUUUCAGGAAACAUCACCUUGUUGUUUUCCUACAUCAUGCAUGCGACUGGUGAGUCACUGGAGCAAAACGGGCAUAUUUUGUACUCCUUUAUGAGUAAUUGGGAAACAUUAAACUUAAAUGCUGCACACCCACUUUGAGGAUAAGAAAACCAGAUUUGCCAGCAGUGGAUUCUUAUCCAUUGGGUUCCAGAAGAGCAAUACCCACAAUGCGUCCCUGCGUAAACAUGAAGAAUACUGUGAACAGUAAUCUUUUUGCUUCUCUACCUUAUCUUAGACUACCGAAGUCCAGAAAACUCAAAAGAAACCAAAUUAUCAGAGCUCAAUUGGUAGGAUUGGAAGCAACGAGAAAGGUGAACAUACCAUUCAAACAGCGAGGAGGAGAUGCAACAGGGGAAAAUUACAUAAAACAGACCGACAGGAUUGUCAAAAUCACCUUUCCAGAUUCUUCAAGGAUUAAGUACUUGGGUGACAAUGUCUGGCAAGCUCGUCUGAAGCCUGUCACAUUUUUCACCCUUACAGCCAACUCCUCCUGUGAUGUCAAGUUUGAUGCAAGUAGAAUGAACAUGCAAAGGAAUGUGAAGAAGGUCAAGAAUUCAGGGCGUGGAAGCAACAUCAUCACAACUGCAAAGUAACUAGAAAGACUUAAAGAUCAACAUAAGGAUGGCAGUGAAUGCAAAUAACAUGAUCAGCAUGAUGAUACGCUAGCACAUUUUAAUUACAACACUUCAAGUCUCAGGCUCAUACAAGGCAGCUGAUGGGAUCAUCAAGUAUAGGCAUCACAAGGUAUACAUCAAAUGCAGCACUAAGGCAAAAUUUCAAAGCAAGGAGAUGAAGGGUGAAAAUGAUCAAGAAGAGAUAUGCCUCAUUCAUUUACAACCUUGUGAUGAGUUACAAAGAUCAAGAAAGUUGAGGUGGGGCCAAGUCAUCACUUAGCCAAUCAUAUAAUUCCAAGCUAAGGCGUCUAGGUGCAUUGUACCCGACUCAUCCAACAUGGAGAUAACUACCACAUGUGGGCACAGAGUUCGAUGCACCUACCCUCAUCAUCUGUUGGUCAAUUAUUCAAAGAAGGACAUGUGUCCCAUCAAAUGUAAUUUUAUCAUUGGUCAAGCAUGAAAUGCUUUGUAAUGGGUGUAACAAACCCUAAUUAGGGUUUCUAUCUUUCAAUCUUGGCCAUUGAUUGAAAUUUGAUCCUGGCCCUUCAUUGUAAUGAGAGAACUACAUAAGGCUCCACUCUUUCAUUUGUCAAGAUUAAUAGAUAAUAGUUAAUAGUGAGUAGUCAAUAGUUAAGAGUUAAAUAGCAGAUAGAAGUUAGAGUAGAGUAGGGAGAGAAGACAAAGAUUGUUGCCA